CAUCAAAAGCAGGCAAAACGCGAUGAAAGCUAUUCUUCGUACGUAGCUUUAUCUUUUGCCAGAGCAGUGUUAAAAGUUUUUCCUUUUGGCCAUGAGUGAAGUUUCCUCCCCUCCCACAGAAUCCUCCAUGGAAGUUGAAGAUCAGGAAAAUAGAGAAGAACAAGAUGUGGAUCUUCAGGAAAGCCAUAGAUUAGUGUUUCCAGAAGAUGGUUAUGAAUGGAGGAAAUAUGGCCAAAAAUUCAUUAAAAACAUUGGAAAAUUCAGGAGCUAUUUCAAGUGCCAUAAGCAAAACUGCAAUGCUAGGAAGAGAGUUGAAUGGUCAAGAUCAAAUCCUGAUUAUCUUAGGGUAGUGUAUGAUGGGGUGCACACACAUGCAGCAGAUCAGUCUGGUUCCUCCCAGGGCACUUCAACUGCUAACCAGUACAACUUGUUGACACAAGUUUUUGGAGAUCAACCAACUUCACAAUAGCAUUAUUAAUAUAUAAUUUAAUUGCUGAUUACAUAUUAUUAUUCUUGCAGUGAGACACUUUUCUUAUCAAAAUUUAAGCCUGUAUAUAAUGUCUUUCUAUGUAAUUUGAUAGCUAAGCUCUUCCAAAUCCUGGUCAAAUGACGUGCGCCUGCAGAAAGGGAUAGACACGAGUAGGUGUUCAUUGGAUGGAUGUAUUUCACAACAAGCAAUUAUGAUGUGACACCACAGUCCUUUAUAUGUGAUUAAUAGAUUUUAUUUGGUUUAAAUCAUC
Messenger RNA from Jatropha curcas, 740 nucleotides. RefSeq names its product putative WRKY transcription factor 45. Gene Ontology annotation, molecular function: DNA-binding transcription factor activity; sequence-specific DNA binding. The record is from RefSeq and is a predicted model, not a curated record. Gene Ontology annotation, biological process: regulation of DNA-templated transcription. Lineage: Eukaryota; Viridiplantae; Streptophyta; Magnoliopsida; Malpighiales; Euphorbiaceae.